AUGAACAUGCUCGCAGACGGAAGCUGGGAGAGCAGCCAGAGAUUCAAGAAGCGAGAGGUGAAGCCCCAGGGCAGACUGAGAGACGAAAGGAAUCACCUCGUGGACAGCGUGCACAGAUCCGAUGCCGGCGUGGCGUACGCCGACGACACGGCGCUCGUGUCGAACUGCACCGAAUGGUCGCAGUUUUCCUUGGACUGGUUGUUCUACAGGGCUCGCAUGUACGGACUGGAGCCCAAGCAAGGCCCCGAGGCCUGCGAGGCGGCAGCCCUCCAGUCGCCCGCUGCAGCUGCCGGUUUCUCGCUCUGCACGCGGUCAGGUUCGUCGGGCACUUCGCGCGCGCUCGUGUUCUGGCGUGUGAUGCCUGUGCCGAUGGAGGGCUCUAUCUUCGCAUUUGUCCGCUCGCAUUCCCUGAUCGCGGCGCUGCAGCUGAUGGUGUCGGGCUCCAUCUUCGCCUCAGAGGGGGUUGGUCUGCCUCGCCUCCGCUCGGGCCCGCCGCGCACCUGGCUGGCGGGGGUGCCCGCCCGGGGCACCGCGAAGGAGGGGCGCCAGGCCGCGGGAGGGAUGGCGGCCCAGAACAUGAUGGCUGGCAUGGACAGCCUGUCGCAGAAGGACCAGGCUCAGGUGCUGGCCACGCUGAACGACAUGCAGAUGCAGGAGUCGAUGAACACGUACAACAAUUUGGUCGAGAGGUGUUUCAACGAGUGCGUCACAAGUUUUCGCACAAAGGCGCUGGAAAGUAACGAGGAGCAGUGCGUCAAGCGAUGCGUGCAGAAGUUCAUGUCAUUCAGCCAGCGAGUUGCGCAGCGAUUUCAGGAAAAGCAGCAGCAGAUGGGGCAGAAGAUGUGCAGCGCCAGCGCUGCCGCGGCCCUGCGACGGCGCACCCGUGCCGUCGGUGCCCUCGGCCGCCGGCGCUCCUGGCAGGCGGCGCUCGGCCUGCUGUGGGAGGCGGAGGGCCCAGGCGCCGCCGCGCUCGACGGCAUCGCCUGCAGCGCCGGGGUGGCCGCGUGCGCCGCGGGCCGGCAGUGGGCGCUGUCGCUCGCGCUGCUGCGCGAGGCGCGUGCGGCGGCCUGGGCCCCCGGGACGGUGGGCUACAACGCCGUCCUCGGCGCGUGCAUGCACGCGUGGGCCAGCAACAGCGCGCCUGAUGGCUGGGUGCGGUCGCGCACGCUGUGCCUGUUGGAGGAUAUGCGCUCCCUUGCGCUGGAGACCGACGCCGCUACCUACAACGCCGCCAUCCAGGCGUGCGGGUCGCGCUGGCGGCUCGCGCUCUCCUUCCUAGUUUCUGGGGGUGGUUGGGCAUGGGCGUCUGGCUGA
Messenger RNA from Prorocentrum cordatum, 1314 nucleotides. The record is from the annotation of a GenBank genome assembly. Lineage: Eukaryota; Dinophyceae; Prorocentrales; Prorocentraceae.